UGCUUGAUAAUACAUAAAAGAAAUUAAGAUGGAGGGUCUCUUUUUCUUUUAUUCACUUGUCUGUUUAGUCUUUCUAGGUCGAAGCUUUUCUUCAUCCUCUGUUCAUCAUCUUUGCUCUCCCACAGAAGCUUAUGCAUUGUUUCAGUUCAAACAAUCCUUUCAAAUUUCUGACUACUUUAGUUGUUGGGAUGAUGAAUCCCGGCAUUAUGAUUACCCAAAAACAAAGUCUUGGAAUGAAAGUAGGGAUUGCUGCAGUUGGGAUGGAGUCACUUGUGACUUAUUAAACGGUCAUGUUAUCGGGUUAGACCUUAGUUGUAGUCUGCUUCCUGGAAGUAUUCAUCCCAAUAGCAGCCUCUUCCAACUUCAUCAUCUCCACACACUGAACCUUUCUUACAAUUACAUAAGCCAUCUAGAACAAUUUCAUUAUGAUAGUCUGGAGUCUCUUGAUCUUAAAUUUAACUUCCUUCAGGGUCCACUACCUUCAUCCAUAUGUAACCGAAGGAGCCUCAGAAUACUGAAUUUAUCACGCAACAACUUCAGUAACUCGAUUCCAAAUUGCUUGGGAAGCAUGGCUAAGCUAACGGUGUUGGAUUUGAGAAGUAACAAUUUCAGUGGGAGUCUUCCACUGUUAUGUACUCAAAGCACUUCAUUGACGACCAUUGUCUUGAAUGCUUGGCUUGGAACUCUUGAAGAGCUACAAGUCCUUAUAUUAAAGUCGAACAAGUUCCAUGGACCUAUAAGUGCUAGAGAGAAGUUUGGAUUUCCCCAGUUGCGAAUUUUUGAUCUCUCUCAUAAUGCAUUCAAUGGCUCACUGCCUGCAGAUUUUUUUAGAAACUUCAAGGCAAUGAUGAAAAAUGGCACAGACAAAAGUGACAUGAGGUUGGUGAUCAAAGGAAACGAUAUGGAUCUAGAAAGAAUCAGCACAAUUGAUACAGCCAUAGAUCUCUCAUGCAACCAUUUUGAAGGUGAAAUUCCAAAAUCACUAAAGGAUCUCAGCUCACUUAGGCUACUCAAUUUAUCCCAUAACAGUCUCAAAGGUUCUCUUCCAAUGGAAUUGGGGAAAUUGAAUACACUUGAAGCGUUAGAUCUCUCUUGGAAUCGGCUCACUGGAAAGAUUCCACAGGAAUUGACAGCAAUGAACUUUCUGGAGUUCUUAAACCUCUCUCAAAAUCAUUUCGUUGGACGCAUUCCUCAAGGUUCACAAUUCAGCACAUUUGAAAAUGACUCAUAUGGUGGCAACCUUGAUUUAUGUGGUCCUCCUUUAUCAAAGCAAUGUGGAACAAGUGAUUCAUCGCAUGUUCCUCAACCAUUGGAGGAAGAAGAAGAAGAGUCCUAUUUUUUUAGUGGAUUUACGUGGGAAUCUGUAGUCAUAGGCUACAAUUUUGGACUCGUUGUUGGAACUAUCAUGUGGAGUCUCAUGUUUAAAUAUCGUAAGCCAAAAUGGUUUGUGGAAUUUUUUGAUGCACUCAUGCCUCCCAAAAGGAGGAGAUCAUUCCUCCUCAAUUUAUCUCAAUUUAUCUCGUCUUUGCUUCAGUUCAAGCAACACUUUGAAAUAUCCGAAGAGUACUCUAGACAUUAUAGCACUUCUCUACCAAAAACAUCGUCUUGGAGUGAGAGUACAGAUUGCUGCAGUUGGGACUGGAUCACUUGUGACAUGUUAACUGGUUAUGUUAUUGGCCUAGACCUUAGUAAUGCAAAUCUUAGCGGAACUAUUCAUCCCAACAGCAGCCUCUUCCAUCUUCAUCGUCUUCAGACGCUAAACCUUGCUUACAAUAACUUAUCUGGUCUCAUUCCUGAUUACAUUGGCAAUAUCACACAAAUUAGAGAGUUGGAUUUUGGUUCCAAUCAUUUCACUGGCCAUAUUCCUUCAACAAUCCCAAAAUUGAAACAUCUCACACGUCUAGAUCUUUCGUUUAACUCACUUGGAGGUAAAAUUCCCAAUGUUUUCUCUAACCUCCAAGAGCUAGUUUCAUUGUAUCUUUCUUACAACAGCUUCAUCGGUCCAUUUCCCUCUUCGAUUUUAACAUUGACACGUCUUGAAAACUUAGACUUGUCGAGUAAUUCCCUAUCCGGUCCGUUACCAAACAAUGUCAGCAUGCUUCUAAAGCUAGUUGACCUGGAUUUUUCUCACAACUCACUAAAUGGAACAAUACCAUCUUGGGUGUUUAGCCUCCCUUCUUUAUAUAUGUUGGAGCUCCAUCAUAAUCUAUUCAAUGGACUAUCCGAUGAGAUCAAAGUGAAUCGAGCAGUAGGGCGUUUAGAUUUGAGUUAUAAUCAACUCAGUAGUCCUGUUCUUCGAUCACUUCAGAAUCUCACAAACCUUGUAAACCUUGACCUUUCAUCAAACAACAUCACCGUUGAUGGGGGAACAGAAAUCUCUUUUCCUAGACUAGAAAUUUUGCGGUUUUCAUCUUGUGAACUGAAGGAUUUUCCACAGUUUCUAAGAAAUCUAAAGACACUUCGGGUCAUAAAUCUUUCUAACAAUAAGAUUCGUGGUCAAAUCCCUAACUGGUUUAGCGGAAUGAGGUGGGACUCUUUGUUUCACCUAAACCUUUCAUAUAAUUCACUCAACGGUCACAUAGAUCUAUCUCAUUUCUAUGGUCUAGUGUCUCUUGAUCUUAAAUCUAACUUCCUUGAGGGUGCACUACCUUCAUCUAUUUGUAACAUGAGUAUCAUUAGCCUUUUGGAUUUAUCACACAACUACUUCAGUAACUCGAUUCCAAGUUGCUUGGGUAACAUGACUCAGCUAACGGUGUUGGACUUAAGAAGGAACAAUUUCAGUGGGAGUCUUCCACCGUUAUGUAGUCAACACACUUCAUCGACUAACACUAUACUGAACGGUGAUGGUAAUCAAUUGACAACCAUUAUCUUGAAUGGUAAUCAUUUCGAAGGACAUGUCCCUGUGUCGUUACUCAACUGUGUUGGUUUAGAAGUUCUUGAUAUUGGGAAUAACGCUAUAAAUGAUACAUUUCCAGCUUGGCUAGGAACUCUUCAAGAGCUGCAAGUCCUUAUAUUAAAGUCGAACAAGUUCCAUGGACCUAUAAGUACUAGGCUGAGGUUUGAGUUUCCCAGGUUGCGGAUUUUAGAUCUCUCUCAUAACGAGUUCAGUGGCUCACUGCCUGCAGAAGUUUUUCAAAACUUCAAAGGAAUGAUCAAAACAGAUGACAGUGACAAAGGUAAGAUUGAAUAUAUGAAAACACCAGACUCAUUUUUUGUUAUGUACGAUGAUUCAGUGAGGUUGGUGAUCAAAGGAAACGAUAUAGAGCUAGAAAGAAUCACUACAAUUAUGACAGCCAUAGAUCUCUCAAGCAACCAUUUUGAAGGUGUGAUUCCGAAAACACUAAAGGAUCUCAGCUCACUUUGGCUACUCAAUUUAUCACAUAACAAUCUCAGAGGUGAUAUUCCAAUGGAACUAGGAGGAUUGAAUAUGCUUGAAGCGUUAGAUCUCUCUUGGAAUCAACUCACUGGAAUGAUUCCGCAACAAUUGACAAGGCUAACCUUUCUGGCAUUCUUAAACCUCUCUCAAAAAUCACCUAGUUGGACGCAUUCCUCAAGGUUCACAGUCAACACAUUUGAAAAUCGCUCGUAUGGUGGCAACAUUGAUUUAUGUGGUCCUCCUUUAUCAAAGAAAUGUGGAACGGGUGAUCCAUCGCACAUUCCUCAACCAUUGGCGGGAGAAGAAGAGGACGAGACAUAUUUUUUUAGUGGAUUUACGUGGGAAUCAGUAGUCAUAGGCUACAGUUUUGGACUUGUUGGAACUGUUGUGUGGAACCUCAUGUUGCCAAAACGGUUUGUAGAAUUUUUCGAAGGCAUUACUCCCCACCAAAAAAGAAGGCCAAAGAAGAGAGCUCAAAGAAGACGGACUUGA
Messenger RNA from Solanum pennellii, 3868 nucleotides. RefSeq names its product receptor-like protein 32. NCBI's taxonomy places the organism in Eukaryota, Viridiplantae, Streptophyta, Magnoliopsida, Solanales, Solanaceae. Gene Ontology annotation, molecular function: protein binding. The record is from RefSeq and is a predicted model, not a curated record.